AUGAACAGUGAAUACGAUUACCUUUUCAAGUUAUUAUUGAUCGGUAAUUCCGGUGUGGGUAAAUCAUGUCUAUUAUUGAGGUUUUCCGACGAUACAUACACGAACGAUUACAUUUCCACCAUUGGUGUUGACUUCAAGAUCAAAACGGUGGAAUUAGACGGUAAGACUGUCAAAUUACAAAUUUGGGAUACUGCUGGACAAGAAAGAUUCAGAACGAUCACGUCAUCAUAUUAUCGUGGAUCACACGGGAUCAUUAUCGUGUACGAUGUGACCGAUCAGGACUCGUUCAAUGGUGUCAAGAUGUGGUUACAAGAGAUUGAUCGUUAUGCUACAUCCACCGUGUUGAAGUUAUUGGUGGGGAACAAGUGUGAUUUAACUGAUAAAAGAGUGGUAGAAUACGAUGUGGCCAAGGAAUUCGCCGAUGCAAACAAGAUGCCGUUCUUGGAGACUAGCGCAUUGAACUCGACAAACGUAGAGGAAGCAUUCUUGACCAUGGCCAGACAGAUCAAGGAAAGCAUGAGUCAACAGAAGAUGGAGGAUGGUGGUGCCAAUGGCGGCAACAAGAACCCCGACGGUGGCAACAACGUGAACCUUGCCGGUCAGAGUUUGACGAACGGGGGUAGCAGCUGUUGUUAG
Messenger RNA from Naumovozyma castellii, 636 nucleotides. It is a transcript of the gene YPT1, whose product is annotated as Rab family GTPase YPT1. Lineage: Eukaryota; Fungi; Ascomycota; Saccharomycetes; Saccharomycetales; Saccharomycetaceae. The transcript has a single exon. The coding region runs from base 1 to 636 and encodes 211 amino acids. The record is from RefSeq and is a predicted model, not a curated record.